AAACAACAAAUUAAAGAAAUGAAAAGAUAUAAAUGAAGUAAAGAAGGCAGUACAAUAUAUAAUAAAUUAAAAAGGACUUAGCUGUCAAAGCAGGAGCUCUUCAAGCUUUGGUCUUCUUUUUUCUUUCUUCGAUUUAGCGCGCCAAGACCGGAGCGUUUUAGAUACGUCCGACCUCAACGAGAGCUAAGCACAGAAUGUAUCAAUUAGUGAGUAGUGUAACUGUUCUGCCCAAUAGACGGAUUCGCGUGACGUCAUUUGUUUAUGUUUUUUAGCUACGCAAUGCGCAUGCGUAAAUCACUGGAGUCAAAACAAAGUGGAUCGCGGCCAUUUUGGUUGCUGUUUUGGCUUGAAAACUGUGCUGGCUGGGCAAGAGAGAAAGAAAAUAUUUAUAUUUUUGGAGAUUAUAUCGAAGAUGCCUAGUACCUGUUGUGCUGUAGGAUGUACGAAUAGAAAAACUGAGGAAAGUAGCUUACAUUUUUAUCGAAUUCCUCCACCUUCAAAUCCUGAAAGAAGGCAGAAAUGGAUAGUAGCAGUUGGAAGAAAAGAUUGGCACGAACUUCAAAUCAACAAUGCUAGGUUGUGUAGUGAACACUUUAUUUCUGGCAACAAAUCUGAAAAUAAACUUGAUCCAGAUUAUAUUCCAACACGAUUCUUUCAUUUGGAAUCCAAUGAAAGAACAUUCCAUCAGAAAAAAAAAAAGAUUUGAACGUAUCUCUAAACGUCGCGAAGUUAAAGAAUCCACUUCUUCUACUAGCAGCACACUCCAGAAUGAGAAUGAAUUUAUUGAUGCUGUUGAACCUGAUUUUGUUGAUUUUAAAAAUUUAUUUGAACUAGAAAAAAGCAAGACCAAUGACUUAGCUGCUCAACUGGAAAAGGUACGCAAAGAAAUGGAAACAGUUCAAGCAGACGUGGAUUCAAAGAAGAAACUCAUCAUUCAAUGCCACAAUGACUCAAUUAGAUUGACCCAAAAUAAUCGAAAUUUGAAAAAGAAACUCAAGAAAUUAAAAUCUGAAUCGUUUGGUUAUGAAAGUAUAAAGUCCAAUCCAAAAAAACACCUCUUUUAUACUGGCAUUAUAAGAGACAUAUUUCAAUUGCUUUUCAAGCAUUCGAAGUUACCUAUAAUUUCAAAAAAGUUGCAAUCUGAAGAUCACCUCCUACUGGUUUUGAUGAAGUUGAGACUUGGUAUCAAAAAUAAAGAUUUGGCAUACAGGUUCAAAGUUGCUGAAUCUGUGGUAUCUAAAAUCCUUCGCACAUUGUUGCCUGUUUUUUCAAAGUUUAUGUUGAACAAUUUUUUUUCAUGGCCUGAAAAAGAAGCUCUUCGAUAGAAUUUACCUGAAUGCUUUCGCAAAAAGUAUACCAGAUGUGUGUGUAUUAUCGACUGCACUGAGAUUUUUACAGAACGUCCUUUGGGAUUAAAUGCAAGAGCACAAACAUGGUCUAACUAUAAAAAUCACAACACCAUAAAAUAUCUUGUUGCUUGCUCACCAACUGGAGCUGUCACUUUUAUGUCUGGAGGAUGGGGUGGUCGAGUUUCAGACAAGGAGAUAACCGUAAAAUGUGGGUUUCUUGAUUUGAUUGAACAUGGGGUUUUACUGUUAUGGAGGAAGUAGCUACAAUGGGUGGUAUAUUAGAGAUUCCUUCAUUUACCAAGGGGAAAUCACAGUUGUCAGGUGGAGAGGUUGACCACAGUCGUCAAAUCGCCAAUGUGCGUAUUCACAUUGAAAGAGUUAUAGGGAGAAUGAGAAAAUUUAAUAUCUUGAAUACGCUCAUACCGCUAACUCAAGUUGAUCUACUGGAUGAUAUUAUGGUUUGUGUAGCUGGAUUGGUUAAUGUGAGUCCAAAAAUAGUGGCAUAAUAAUUUUAGUAUCUUCUUUUGUGAAAGUAGUCAAGAUUUUCCAUAAGCAUUUCAUUGGUAUUUGUUUAUUUGAUAGUUUUUUUUUUUUUAAGUUUCAUGUCACACAAGAGAUUCAGAUUUACUUAGGGAAAAACAAAUGUUUCUACAUAAUAAAGAAUAACACAAU
Molecule: messenger RNA, 2021 nt
Organism: Hydractinia symbiolongicarpus
Lineage: Eukaryota; Metazoa; Cnidaria; Hydrozoa; Anthoathecata; Hydractiniidae
Product: THAP domain-containing protein 11-like
Exons: 1
Coding region: 413-706 (97 amino acids)
Molecular function (GO): sequence-specific DNA binding
Source: RefSeq, a predicted model, not a curated record